AUGCCACUCGCUGCCGGUGCCUAUGUUGUCACGGGAAGUGCUCGUGGGAUGGGUCUCGAGCUAGUCACACAAUUCCUCAGCGCUGGUCACACAGUAGUAGCCGCCAGCCGAAAUGCAAUUUCAUCUAUCAACCUCAAUACACUCGCAGCAUCGCCGGCGGGCGAGAGACUAGUCAUCUUAGAUUGUGAUGUUGGCUCGCCCCAAAGCGUCGAGCAUUUCGGGGCAGAGAUCAGGAAGUAUGUGUCUAGCGUUGAUGUUCUCGUCAACAAUGCAGGUAUAUCCCACGAACUUCCCAACGAAGAUGUGUCCAACGUCCAACCUAGCAGCAUACUGGACCACAUCAACAUAAACGUAGUCGGCACACUUCUCAUAGCCCAAGCCAUUGCUCCGCUCUGUCUCCCAGGCUCGAAAAUGAUAAACAUUUCCUCCAUGUGCGCGUCUCUGGAUCUCGCUCCACGGCGCCCAAUUCCAAAUGUUGUUGGCUAUAGCAUUAGCAAGGCUGCGUUGAAUAUGCUGACGGUCAAACAAGCUAUGUUUUAUAAGAAAUGUGUGGUUGUGGCCGUGGACCCGGGGAACGUGAAGACGGAUAUGAAUCCUGACGCAACGAAUAGCGUGGAGACAGUUGUUGGGUCAUUGCAGAAAGUGGUGGAGGGUUUGAGGAAAGAGGAUUCCGGAUCCUUUGUUUCUUGGGAAGGAGGGAAGUUGAGCUGGUAG
Messenger RNA from Lachnellula hyalina, 714 nucleotides. Its product is annotated as putative oxidoreductase. Lineage: Eukaryota; Fungi; Ascomycota; Leotiomycetes; Helotiales; Lachnaceae. The transcript is spliced from 3 exons. Gene Ontology annotation, molecular function: oxidoreductase activity. The record is from RefSeq and is a predicted model, not a curated record. Bases 1 to 714 code for a protein of 237 amino acids.